UUCAUUAUCGACAACCAUGGACAAUAAAUGCUCUUUUUUAUAAGUUAUGUAAUUUUAACAUCACCUUGACUUCCUUGUAGCCACGGGAGGCAAGGGCAAACAACGCUUUUUAACAUUCUUUCAGAUGUUUUCGAAAGCAUAUCAUACCCCUAAGUGCUGGUGUCAACACAGAAUUAAAAGAACAAAUUACGAAGCAAUGUUCUUUAUUGGCGUGUUCAUUUUGGCAAUGUUAUGCAUCAGUGAAGAAUCGCCAACAAGUAAACCUAGCACCAAAGUGACUUUCAAGGAUAUAUGCAAUACUAACUGCAUUGCAGUUUAUGAGCAAAAAUGUAAAAAUCUUGUCGAAGAUAUUAACAGUUACUUGAAGUGCCGACAUGACGAAAUACGGUGUAUCAAGAAGAAAAACGCUGAUUGUCAACUCAAUAAAGAAGUAAAAAAACUUCUUCAUUUUCUCAAAACAUUUGGUUGACAUGUUGAUCCGCACAUUUGGCAAAAGAAGAUGAUUUAGUCCAGCACUUUCUCACCAUAUCCAAUGUUUGUAUGCACGGAUUUUGUGUAUUAAAGAUUAAUAAAUAUUAAAAAAAAUAAAAAAGCAACAACAAGAGUUAGUACACUUUUUUCCUUAAGUAUUAAUGCUACUCUUGCAAGUACGAGGAUAUACGCGUGUAUCUAUUGGACUGCCUUUAUCAAAAACAAUUUAUCUUUUUAACAAAUGAUUUCUCAAGUGCUGAUUUUCUUACCCUACGUUUUUCUUUUAUAUAACUUCGUUAUAAAAAGAUCCCAUUGUAAUUAUGUUGGAGCAAGGGACCGAAGGAUAACAGGCAAGGAAUCAAGAUGUUUGUUCAUGGUAGUGAGGUUUUCAAACUAGAGUGUUCCUGAUGAAGAAUGCGCUGUAACAGUUUGAGUUAUUAGAAUUCCCAGUUUUUGGGGAAGUUUAUACGCACCUACUGUUUAUGGUUUGGAGAGAGGAUCACAAUGCUAUAGAGUU
Molecule: messenger RNA, 988 nt
Organism: Hydractinia symbiolongicarpus
Lineage: Eukaryota; Metazoa; Cnidaria; Hydrozoa; Anthoathecata; Hydractiniidae
Exons: 2
Coding region: 125-469 (114 amino acids)
Source: RefSeq, a predicted model, not a curated record